Messenger RNA from Malus domestica (apple), 739 nucleotides. RefSeq names its product protein PLANT CADMIUM RESISTANCE 2-like. Lineage: Eukaryota; Viridiplantae; Streptophyta; Magnoliopsida; Rosales; Rosaceae. The record is from RefSeq and is a predicted model, not a curated record.
AGAAAAAGAUGUCGGGUGGAUGGAGCACUGGCCUGCUUGACUGCUUCAGUGAUUGCAGUGUCUGCUGCUUGGGAUUUUGGUGUCCUUGCGUUGUUGCUGGGCGUGUUGCAGAGAUUGUCUCAAAAGGAGAAACCAGUUGUUUUUGGCAUGGAUGUUCAUAUGCAGCAAUUAAUUUCGUUACUAACUUCGCAUUCGGCAUUUCUUGCGGUUUCUGCAUUACUCGCGGCUUUCGAACCGAACUGAGGGAGCAGUACACGUUGGAGGAAAAACCUUGCAACGAUUGCUGCGUUCAUUUCUUCUGCAACCCCUGUGCCCUGUGCCAAGAAUACCGUGAGCUCCAGGAACGUGGUUUCGAUGUUGCCAGUGGGUGGCUAGGAGAUGCGUCCCAGAAUCGUGGAGUGGUGACAGCACCAGCUAUGCAGGGUGGCAUGAAUCGUCAGUCUGAUCACAAAUAAUAAUGCUGUUGGCUUGAUGGUGGCAUGGAAAUCAUACCAUCUGGAAUAAAAGAAUUCGUUUUCGUUUUUUGUUUGCUGUCUCUUUGAAUAAAAGAGUUCGUUCUCGUCUGAAUUUUUCAUCAAGAGUAAGGUUCUUUUGAGUUUGAGAAGUCAAGGGUUGUCUCUGUCUGUUGAGUUUCGGUACGAAUGUUUUGAAGACUUUUUGUGUUCAUUUGUUUAUUGUGGGCUUGUUUUGUCAUCGUAUUCAACCAAGUUGGUCUUUUAUGUUUCAUUGAAGUCUCUUU